This is a messenger RNA of Sodiomyces alkalinus F11, 3522 nucleotides long. RefSeq lists its product as hypothetical. The transcript has 3 exons. Lineage: Eukaryota; Fungi; Ascomycota; Sordariomycetes; Glomerellales; Plectosphaerellaceae. Bases 216 to 3188 code for a protein of 990 amino acids. The record is from RefSeq and is a predicted model, not a curated record.
AAGGAGGUCGGAGGGGAGGAGGACAUGUUGGACGAUCCUGUCGUCUGGGAAGGUGCGGACAAGAAGCAGGUCAGCCUUUGGCAACGCAGGAGGAGCAUGGCGAGAUUCUGGCGGGAGGAGGAGAAGUGGGAGAAGUUGAGGGAGAAGUUCAGGGACAAGCCGAAGCUCCAACGAAGCAAGAUGACGACGAUGUUGCGGAACAAGACACAACGAACAUGACAACGCAGGUGGAGGAUAUCAAAGCAGCGGAGGGCGACGAGGAGGCGGUGACGGAGAGUCCGGUACUUGGACGACGACCGUCACAGGACGAGCUAGCGGGCAUGAUCACAAGCACGGUGUGGGCAGGCAAAGAAGGGGGAGAAAGUCGGCCGGCGGUGGAGCAGCCAGUGAGGGAGAGCAUCGAGACGAUGGAGAUGGACGAGGCAGUCGACCGCGGGUUCGAGGCGGAGCAACGCAGGGACAUGUCGGAGGAUACGCCCGUGGAAGAGACCUUUACGCCAAGCUUCGAGGUCGUUCCCGAUUUCACGCGAUCGGUGUCUCGAGGGCUGCCGCCGGUGCGGGAAGAGAGUCCGGAGGAGGUGGAAGACAAGAUGCAAAUGCAAGCGCAAAUGCAACAGGAACCGGAGCCACAGGCACAGGCACAGCCACGCAGCCUCCAGACGUUGGCACCAUUGACGCCCGAGGCAAACCGAGACAGCGGGUUCGUUGAUGAAACGCCGCACCCAUUCACAAGGAACCCGAUGGAGGAUGGCGACUUGUACGACAAUAACAACGACCGGGACAGCAAUCUGCGUGAAGCCAGAGCGACGACUCCGCAACGCAGUGUGUUCGGACGCGACGAAUCCGACAUGGGAAGCGGCACGAGCACGAGCAGGAAGCUACGGCGAUCACCACUAUCACGACACGACCUCCGCGACCAUCCCUUGUCCCGGACGCCAGCGCUGCGCGAGCCGAGUCCACGAGAGGCGACUCCAGAACCACAAAAGGUGUCGCGCCGGACGCCCGACCUAGAGAGACGGUGGAAGUACGGAGACUUGGGUGCCAGCACAAGCAGAAGAGCAAGCCCGGGCGCGGCGGGAGCUGCAGCGAUCAUAGCGGCGGCGUCGGCAUCGGCGUCGGCGGCGAACCCUGGACGCAGGAGCGUGUCGGACCAAGUAGCACGUCUCCAGUCACCGAGAUUCGACGGCAACAAGACGCCCACGCCGUCAUCCCCCUCCCCUGCACCUGCACCUGUGCACACGCUGAGGCGGCGCUCAGCCUCCAACACCAGCCUCGCACGCCACAGGACGCCCGAGCCACUCCGAUUAGGGGCUUCGGUGACGGGUCGGGCCGACAGUCCUGCUGCCUCAGGCACAAGCCCAAGCAUCUUCAGACAGUCAUCAGCCACACCUCCACUGAGGCGCGUGGAUAAGCGGGUCAGCGGGGAUCUGAGACGGUUGAGCCAACGCAGCCACGGUCAGGACGGCGGUCAGGUUGCAACGUCUCCAGCCCCAUCCACGCUUUCGCUUUCGCUUUCGCUCUCGCAAGACCAAGACCAAGACAACCAACAAGACAAACAACACGACAAGAAAGACAAAGACAGAGUCGCAGAAGGUUACACCACCGCCAGGAACACUCCUGUCGCAAAUGAAGGCCGUGUUCGCGCCAAGGGCAUGGCCGAUGUCUAUGAUGGCUAUGGCGAGGGCCGUAUAGGCUCGCCGCGGUCCCCUACCCGCCCCCACAGCAUGCGCCGUCGCCAGAGCAUGCAGGUCCUCGAACUCGAAGCGCGCCUUGAACAGUUGGUGGCCGAGAACCGUGCCCUCGCAGAAGCAAAUGCAAAUUCCCAGUCCGACGUCGCCUUCCAUCAGCGCGCCGCCGCCAUCCUCGCCGACCGCGAUGCCGAGAUUGACCGGCUCAAACGAUCGCUCGACUUCCUCCAGAAAGAAGUCAACCGCCUCACCGAGGUGAACGAUGGCCUCAACAGCGCGAACGCCCAGCUCGCCACCCAACACAACGACCGCGAACGCGACGAGGCCCUGGCCCGGAAGGACGCCGAGAUGGACCAGCUGCGCUCCGAGCUCGACGCGGCCAAGGACCAGAUCCGACAAAUGCAACAGCGCAUCCUCGCGUCCAAGCCGUCCGACAACGCCGACUUCCUCUCCAUCCACGACGUCGACUACUUCGACCACCGGUGCCAGCAGCUCUGCUCGCACGUCCAGCAGUGGGUCCUGCGCUUCUCCAAGUUCUCCGACAUGCGCGCCUGCCGCCUCACCUCGGAGCUCAACGACGAAAAAGUCAUCGACCGCCUGGACAACGCCGUGCUCGACGGCUCCGACGUCGACGUCUACCUCGCCGACCGCGUGCGCCGCCGCGACAUCUUCAUGUCCAUGACCAUGAACAUGAUCUGGGAGUUCGUCUUCACGCGCUACCUCUUCGGCAUGGACCGCGAGCAGCGCCAGAAGCUCAAGUCCCUCGAGAAGCUCCUGACCGAGGUCGGCCCCGCCAAGGCCGUCCGCCAGUGGCGCGCCGUCACCCUGACGCUGCUCUCCCGGCGCGCCGCCUUCCGGGAGCAGCGCGAGCUCGACACCGAGGCCGUCGUGCAGGCCGUGUUCCAGACGCUGUCCAAGGUGCUCCCGCCGCCGUCCAACCUCGAGCUGCAGAUCCAGUCGCAGCUCCGCCGCGUCAUGCGCGAGGCCGUCGACCUCGCCAUCGAGAUGCGCACCCAGCGCGCCGAGUACGUCAUGUUGCCGCCCCUCCAGCCCACCUACGACGAGGAGGGCGAGCUGGCCGAGACGGUCACCUUUAAUGCGGCGCUCAUGAACGAGCGCAGCGGCGGCGGCGACGCUUCUUCUUCUUCCUCUUCCCCGGGUUCCAACGAGGAGCUCGAGGCCCGGGCCGCUGUUGUCCGCGUAGUGCUCUUCCCCCUCGUCGUGAAGAAGGGGGACGAUUCCGGCGAGGGGGACGAUGAGAUUGUUGUUUCCCCGGCCCAGGUCCUCGUUGCCCGCUCCUCCCGCGACGAUAGGAAGCGCGGCAGCAGGUCAAGCAAUACCAAUAUGGUCCCGGGGGGGUCUACCUCGUCCAACUUGGGCACUGGUCGCUUGCUCACGCCUUCGAGUGACGCUGGUGGUGCUUCGCUUCGUGCUCUCACGGCUACCAACAAGAGCGAUGUCAGCAUGCGGACUGAGGGUACAUACCAGGGCGCGCUGUGAGGGCAGAAAAGAAACAAAACUUGAGGAUGUGGACUGGGGUAAUGAGAAGGGGAUUUUUUUUUUCUUUUUUUUUUCUUUUCUUUUCUUUUCUUUUCUCUUUUUUUCUUUUUUUUCCGAGGAUGAGAUGGUAUUCGGAUAUGGCUUUUCUUGGGGCAUGAUAUGAUAUAUCCUUUCUUUUGUUUUCUUUUGCUUCUACUUCCCGUGGUCAUUUACUCGCAUGUCUUUGAUGCUUCUGUUUUCACGUUGCUGUGCGAUUUCUUCGGGAGUUUCGUUUGGAUUUGAUUUUUGUAUUAAUUUUUGAGGUGUUCGUCGGGUUCAACUAUUCGAGGGGAAA